AUGGAGCAGGAGCCCUCGUCGCCUCCAUCGCAAGCGGCAGCGCUGAACCUGUCGCUGGCCCUGGAGCCGACGGUGUGCGUCGACGGCAAGGAGGCGCCGCUGUUCCCUUGCCUCUUCUGCAACAAGAAGUUCAUCAAGUCGCAGGCGCUGGGCGGGCACCAGAACGCCCACAAGAAGGAGCGCGCCGCCGGCUGGAACCCGUACGCCUACGGCCGCAACAACGCCGCCGGCGACGGUGCCAGCAGUGCCGCCGCUAUGUCCAUCCCGAUGGCCUCGCACGGCUGCGCCGCUCUAGUUCCGCUUCCCCCUGCCGACGUCAAGAUCGAGAGGCCGGACGGCUGCGAGCCGCCCUUCGCGGAGCAUGUGCUGCUCCCGGGGGCGGCCGACCCAUCCGCCGGGCGCAACGACACUGUGGGCAUGCUCAAGCUCAACAGGAGAUGGAUCUCCCUCGCCUCUGUUCCGCCGGAGAGCGCCAACGCCAACACCACCGCGGCCUCCGGCGCCGGCGAGGAGCUAGACCUCGAGCUGCGACUCUAG
Phragmites australis (common reed) is the source of this 537-nucleotide messenger RNA. RefSeq names its product zinc finger protein 7-like. The record is from RefSeq and is a predicted model, not a curated record. NCBI's taxonomy places the organism in Eukaryota, Viridiplantae, Streptophyta, Magnoliopsida, Poales, Poaceae. Bases 1 to 537 code for a protein of 178 amino acids. Gene Ontology annotation, molecular function: DNA-binding transcription factor activity. The transcript has a single exon.